UGUCUUCACUUCUAAUCAGCGCUCACAGCACUAGUGCCGUUUACUCCAACCCGUGGUCACACAGAAGAGCCCCUCUCUACCCUCCCCUCCUGCGGUACUUUGCCUUCGGUUUUGUAUGCGAGAAGAGUUCAGCACUCUCUUCCCUCUGUGUACACACGAACUAGCGCUAUCCACUAGGCCAGGAGCGGAAGCGAGAGAAAAACUCACUUUGCAAGAAAAGCUCGCUUACGCCGGGAUUCGAACCCCUGACCUGACCUCUAGAAUUUUUCGCGGAUACCAACUAGACCACCGGGGCAAUCGGUGGGUCUAGGCACUUAAGUCGAAUGUUUCUUCUGCGUGGGUAUCUCCACCCUGCGUGUUUCAAUAUGCCCGCUGCUCGGUGCAUCCUGAAUUAUGUGUUGACCGGGCUUGUCCAGAAGCUGGAGCGAGCGUGCCUUAUCCGUAGCGUUUGCUUGUGUUGUUCGCGUUUGACAUGCCCGCUUCUGCCGUUUCGGAAGGUGUGGGACGGGCUUCGAUGGGACAAACACCUGCCGGAGCACUGGGAUGACCCGGACGCCGCGGCCGUUGCGAAACAGGAGGCCAAGGCAACGCACUACCUAGGAGACACGUGCAAGCACAAGUCUCACUUGUUCCACAGCUUGACGCACUACAAGCUGUACCUGGUGAGCAAGGUGUCGGCAAAGAUCAGAGGCGACAGUGGGCUGGAGCCGGAGAACUUCCGCGGGGAGGGGGGCCCGCACACGAGCAAGAAGAAGAAGAAGCGCUGCCUCAACUUCUCCGAGAACGAGUUCGAGUCGCUCUCAGCGCUCCUGCGCAAGGCGGACGACCUGAACGGGGUCAAGUGGGGCGGCCGCGCGGGAGUGCGCGGUGGACACGGCAAGACCUUCCUCGAGAUGGGGGCGGCCUCCUCUAUUCUGGACUGGCUGUCGGGCGAGGCGCAGCAGGGGCAGUACGGCGAUCUCGACCUUGGUGAUUUGGAGGGACAGCGGGCGGGGCUGGGAGUAGGAGAGAGCGAAGACGAAGACGAGGAGGAGUUCCAUGUGGGGAGAGGGAGGCGUUGGCGCACGGUCGGCAGCAGCGGCGGGCGGUACGGGUGA
This is a messenger RNA of Ectocarpus siliculosus, 1097 nucleotides long. The record is from the annotation of a GenBank genome assembly. Lineage: Eukaryota; Phaeophyceae; Ectocarpales; Ectocarpaceae.